UCCUACUUCCUGCUCAGAGCUGGCGGGGCCCCGCUAAGGAGGCCGCAGUCCGGACCCUCCUGGGGACCGCCCGCGCUGCCGUCGGAGAGGCAGGUGUCCCGGGGCCGGGGGUGGAGGGAUGGGGGUUGAGGGAGGAGGCCAGAACUCUCCUUCGGAACAGGUAAGGGCGGCUGACCCGCCCGGGCAGGUGUGGGCCGCGAGCAGAGUUGGCGGCGCUUGGAGGAGGCCGCCUGGGGGCGCUGCGCCCCUUCCCGCCGUUUGGUCUUGGCCGCCGCGGGCGCCGCGUCGGCCCUCAGUCCCGGCCCGGAGCGCAGGAUGCGGUGCCUCGGCACCACGCACCUGGUUUCUGCAGAGAGAACCCCCGGCCCAAGAGAGUGGCGGCCUCAGAUUUAUAGGAAAUGCACAGAUCUGCAGUGGUUGUUCCUGUUCUUUCUUUUUUGGACGGGUUUGGCACGUGUUCUUCACGGAUUCCUGCAAUCUGCAAGUCAAGGACGGGAGGCUUGGUUCCACUGUCCUCUGUGUAUCCAGCUGUCCUGAAGAGCAGCUCAAUACCCUCGAAGACAUCCAGCUCUUUGCAAACAACAGUGGGUCCUUCCUGUGUGUUUAUAGUUUGAGUUCUUCCAACUACACCCAGAAUCCAAAUGCAGACUCAUUGUGCCCCAGGCUACCUGUUCCUCCAAGCAAGUCUUUCCCGUUGUUUAACCGGUGCAUCCCUCAAACGCCAGAGUGCUAUUCCCUGUUUGCAUCUGUUUUGAUAAAUGACGUUAACACCCUCCAUCGAAUUCUAAGUGGAAUAAUGUCAGGAAGAGACACAAUCCUUGGCCUGUGUACCCUCGCAUUAGCCUUGUCUUUGGCCAUGAUGUUCACCUUCCGAUUCGUGACAACCUUUUUGGUUCACACUUUCGUCGCUUUGGUUAUUUUGGGAUUGUUGUUUGUCUGCAGUGUCUUAUGGUGGCUAUAUCAUGACUACACCAAUGACCUCAGCAUAGCAUUGGACACAGAAUGGGAAAACAUGAUGUGCCUGCUGGGGUUUGCUAUUGUAUCUACAGUUCUUACGGCAGUUCUGCUCAUCUUGAUUUUUGUCCUGAGAAAGAGAGUGAAAUUGGCAAUUGAAAUUUUCCGGGUUACAAAUAAAGCCAUCAGCAGCUCUCCUUUCCUGCUGUUUCAGCCACUGUGGACAUUUGCAAUCCUCAUUUUCUUCUGGGUCCUCUGGGUGGCUGUGCUUCUGAGCCUGGGGACUGCAGGAGCUGCCCAGGUUAUCGAAGGUGGCCAAGUGGAAUAUAAGCCUCUUUGGGGCAUUCGGUAUAUGUGGUGGUACCAUUUAAUUGGCCUCGUCUGGACUAGCGAAUUCAUUCUUGCGUGCCAGCAAAUGACUGUAGCGGGGGCAGUAGUUACGUCUUAUUUCAACAGAAAUGAAAAUGACCCUCCUGAUCACCCAAUCCUUUCGUCUCUCGCCAUUCUUUUCUGCUACCAUCAAGGAACAGUCAUAAAAGGAUCAUUUUUAAUCACCAUGGUGAGGAUUCCAAGAACUGUGCUCAUGUACAUUUACAACACUCUGAAAGACAAGCAGCAGAGUGCAUGGUCGAGGUGCGUGUUCAGAUGCUGCUUCUGCUGUUUCUGCUGUCUUGACAAAUGCCUGCACCAUGUCAACCAGAAUGCAUAUACUACCACAGCCAUUAAUGGGACAGAUUUUUGUACAUCAGCAAAAGAUGCACUCAAACUCUUAUCUAAGAAUUCAAGUCAUUUCACAUCUGUUAACUGCUUUGGAGACUUCAUAAUUUUUCUAGGAAAGGUCUUAGUGGUGUGUUUCACUGUUUUUGGAGGACUGAUGGCAUUUAACUACCACCGUGCACUCCAGGUGUGGGCAAUACCAUUGCUAUUGGUUGCUUUUUUUGCCUACUUUGUGGCCCAUAGUUUUUUAUCUGUGUUUGAAACUGUGCUGGAUGCACUUUUCCUGUGUUUUGCUGUUGAUCUGGAAACAAAUGAUGGAUCAUCAGAAAAGCCCUACUUUAUGGACCAAGAGAUUUUGAGUUUUAUAAAAAGGAUCAAUAAAUUAAAUAAUGCAAGGGCACAGAGAGAUAAGAACUUAAGGAACGAAGAAGGAACAGAACUCCGGCCCAUUGUGAGAUAAGCGCCCAUUAGGUAUUUGUACCUGGAAAAAGUUUCCCUCCUUUAAGAGACGUUCACAGAAUAAAUGAUAAACCCUGA
Molecule: messenger RNA, 2208 nt
Organism: Pteropus alecto (black flying fox)
Lineage: Eukaryota; Metazoa; Chordata; Mammalia; Chiroptera; Pteropodidae
Gene: SLC44A3
Product: solute carrier family 44 member 3
Exons: 14
Coding region: 119-2131 (670 amino acids)
Biological process (GO): transmembrane transport
Cellular component (GO): membrane
Molecular function (GO): transmembrane transporter activity
Source: RefSeq, a predicted model, not a curated record